CUGCUCCUGUAAUUUAUUUUUUAAAUAAUAAUAUUUAAUUACUCAGGUAUUGACUCAGGUCUAAGUUUAUGUAUUCUCUCGUAAACAAGAAAAUUAGUUACCCAUGCUUUCAUUUAUUAGGCAUGAAUUGUAUUUGGAGUUAAAGUGUUCGAUUACUAAAAUAUAAUAUGGUCAAUUAAAAAUUAUUUCGAAUUAUUUUCACUGCAAUUUCUAAUGUAACGGGUAGUAGGUAUCGAUACUAGAAAUCAAUAUGCCAGGCCCAUUCAAGAGAUUGUUACAUUGGGGUCCUAUAGCAGUGCUGUGCAUUAUUAAGCUUAUAACAUGGGCAAUGGUGCAUAUGAUAGGUAUGUGGUGGCCCCCCACAAAUUCUGUUGGAGGAGCCCUGCAUGCGGCCACAUUUUUGACACUUGCUGUAUCUACUCUGUACUAUUUCCUACAAGCACUUCUUGUGGGCCCAGGUUUUGUGCCACAUGGCUGGGGACCGAAAUGUGAGAUUGAUGAAAAAAAAUUGCAGUUCUGUUCAAUAUGCAAUGGAUUUAAGGCACCUCGAUCACAUCACUGCAAAAAAUGUGGCCACUGUGUGUUGAAGAUGGAUCACCACUGCCCAUGGAUCAACUGCUGUGUCGGCCAUUUGAAUCACAAAUAUUUUGUGUAUUUCCUCUUGUCUGCUGUGUUGGGUUGCUUACAUGCAUCAGUGGUGCUAAUUAUUUGCUUAUACCAUGCUGUGCACCGUUUCUGGUACAUUCAGUACGGGAGGGGGGAUGAACCAAUCAUCUAUGUGACGUUGACAACUCUUUUGUUGACAUUACUUGCUACGGGCAUGGCUGUCGGUGUGGUCUUGGCUGUAGGAGCACUCUUCUAUUUACAAAUUCGUGGUAUACUAAAUAACCGCACUACUAUUGAGGAAUGGAUCAUAGAGAAGGCUGUGUGCCGUAGACAAGAGCAGGGCUUGCCGCCAUUUCAGUUCCCCUACGACUUGGGUUACAAAGAGAACUUGCGUUUGUUCCGAGAUGGCGAAAAAUAUGACGGUAUUAAUUGGAUCAUAGCAGAAGGCUGUGGAGAAUAUGAUUUAACUGUAGAGCAAAAAGCGCAAAAGGUAGAGAAGUUGGAGCGGUCGCGCGUGUACGUGGCACGGGCGGCGUACAGCGGGCGCUGGGUGCCGCUGUGUGCGUACACGCGCGCCGCGCUCGCCCCGCCCUGCUCCGACGAGCCCCGCCUACCGCUAGUCUCCGGCGACACGAUCAGAGCUACUAGGCGACGCAGGCAUUGGCUGUUUGGUGAGCGCCUGACUCGGUUCACGGGACCAAAAGGGCCUCGCGGGUGGUUCCCCCGCGAGUGCGUGGCGCCCUACGACAAGAACAAACCGGACUAAACUUAAUAAAACCGGACAAUGUAAAGGCCGGACAGGGUUUAAAACCGGACAGUGUAUAAAAGGACAGUUUACAAUUGACGAUGAUAAAUUGUUUAUAGCAAAAGGAAACUAAUGAACAGUGUAUAAUAUUUUCAAGCAUGAAAAACCACAACUGAACAGUGAGGCUUAAGUUGCUCACGGUAAGAAAAAACUGUACAAAUGUAAGUGGCACAAGUUGUAUAGCAAGAACUAUUAUACAGUUUGUGUAGUACAUAAAUUUGAUUACACAAAGUGUAAUGUCAGUAGCUCAACUUGUUAUCUUGUAAUGAAUGAAUUGAGUAUAUCAGGAUCAGGACUAAGGUAAUUAUUAUUGUUUGUAUGUUAUUCUGUUUUGUAAAUGUCUAAGUUUUGUGGGACCUAAUAUUAUACUGAUGAAAUCAUUCCAACAGCUAUCAUAAUAUGGGUUAUAGUAUUAUAGUAUAAUCUGGGUACUUACCUCCAUAAUAUUAUGAUAUUACCAUUUAGAUAUUGUAAUAGUUUAAAAGGCUUUUGAUUAUGUUUGUUGCAAUGCAAACAUAGUGUAUACUUUUUGUUUUAUUUCUUCUAGUUCCAUCGCCCAUGUUUCCUAGUCUAGUUCCUAAAAUAGUGUUUAAAAAUUUCAUACCUAUACAGUCCAUUAUGGAGGUUGCAUUUAUUUUUCCAUUAUUCCGCGGCUGCACAUGCGUUUAUCGUACGAAGUUUCGUGCUAUGAGACGAUACACGGAGAUCGUCCAAUGGUAUCGUU
Molecule: messenger RNA, 2135 nt
Organism: Aricia agestis (brown argus)
Lineage: Eukaryota; Metazoa; Arthropoda; Insecta; Lepidoptera; Lycaenidae
Product: palmitoyltransferase ZDHHC6-like
Exons: 8
Coding region: 251-1372 (373 amino acids)
Biological process (GO): protein palmitoylation
Cellular component (GO): Golgi apparatus
Molecular function (GO): protein binding; palmitoyltransferase activity
Source: RefSeq, a predicted model, not a curated record